Alnus glutinosa is the source of this 658-nucleotide messenger RNA. RefSeq lists its product as uncharacterized. Lineage: Eukaryota; Viridiplantae; Streptophyta; Magnoliopsida; Fagales; Betulaceae. Bases 74 to 511 code for a protein of 145 amino acids. Gene Ontology annotation, molecular function: DNA-binding transcription factor activity; sequence-specific DNA binding. The record is from RefSeq and is a predicted model, not a curated record. Gene Ontology annotation, cellular component: nucleus. Gene Ontology annotation, biological process: regulation of DNA-templated transcription. The transcript is spliced from 3 exons.
UUCUAUAAAAGCAAGCCUACAAUAGCCAAACCUUGCUUUAAACAUUUUAGAGAGAGAGAGAGAGAGAGAAUAUAUGGCUUCAACGCUGCGAAAGAGGAUAGCAUUGCGCAGAAAGAUUCAAAUCCUGCGAGCCCAUACAAUCUCCAAAUCUCUGAAACUCAAACUGGAGGCAUUCAAAAGAGAGUACUCGAACCUCAUGGCUAUCAAAAGAGAAUACCUAAAGCUAAUGAACCAAAUGAAGAUGCCUAAUAAGAAUGUUGAAGUGAAGAAGGUAGGGCAGGGAUUUCUUGUAAGGGUGAACUGUGAGAAAGGAACAGAUAGGCUGGUUACAAUCUUAGAGGCCUUUGAUAAGAUGGGUCUUAAUGUUCUGCAAGCUAGAGUUUCAUGCAGCAAUGUUUUUGCACUGGAAGCCAUUGCUGCAGCACAAGACCAAGCUCUGGAUGUAAAAGAAGUAACUAAAGCUCUUCUAAGGACUAUUGAAAAGAAAGAAGGAGAGGCCACACUAUAUUGAAGAAGCUUGGAAACUCCUGUAGCUGAUAACUUCAAGUAAUAUGUUCGUUGAACAUAGUAAUUGUAUCUCGAUCACUAUCCGUCUUUUUGUGAUUUGAAAAAUUGUCUCUCGAAUUGGAAAUUUAUAAAGUAAAACUAGAAGUUUGCA